GGUGAAAAACUCAAUAUUUUAACCCAUCGUCAUGGCACCGUUAAUAACCAUUAAAAAUUGUAAUACGUGGCAUCAAAUAGUAACAUGAACGUUAUCCCGAUUCUGCUCUUCUUCUUUCCCGUCCCCCUGCAACCGAACAAGGGAACCCAGGCCCCCAACGCACCUCCCCUUGAGGAAACCGAAUUUUUGGAUUUGCCCUGCUCUGCUCUGUCCUUCCGCCAGCUGCUCUUGCUUGUGGAUUUCCUGAUUUUCCCCUGCACUGCUGCCGGCUUCUUCCCUCCACCAGGUCCGGUUUUGCUUGCUGGAAAAUUGUGGGUUUUUGAGUGUUCUGUCACCCGAGUACUUGGCUUGAGUUCCGGAUUUGAGGAAGCGAAGUCAAGGACGGGGAAAAACAAGGGGAGUGACGAGUUAGAAGGCUAGCCAUUUUGUAAAUUGAAUAUGGAUUUUAGAUAUAGAUCAUGAUCGUGUAAGCAAGAUUUUAAUUGGAGAUUUUAUAAAUUCAUUUAAUGGAU
Molecule: messenger RNA, 512 nt
Organism: Rubroshorea leprosula
Lineage: Eukaryota; Viridiplantae; Streptophyta; Magnoliopsida; Malvales; Dipterocarpaceae
Source: the annotation of a GenBank genome assembly